Messenger RNA from Arvicola amphibius (Eurasian water vole), 3369 nucleotides. It is a transcript of the gene Scmh1, whose product is annotated as Scm polycomb group protein homolog 1. The record is from RefSeq and is a predicted model, not a curated record. Gene Ontology annotation, molecular function: protein binding. NCBI's taxonomy places the organism in Eukaryota, Metazoa, Chordata, Mammalia, Rodentia, Cricetidae. Gene Ontology annotation, cellular component: nucleus. Gene Ontology annotation, biological process: regulation of DNA-templated transcription. The coding region runs from base 447 to 2441 and encodes 664 amino acids. The transcript is spliced from 17 exons.
GUUCGCGGCUCGCCACCCGCCGCCGCCACAGCCGCGCCGCUUUCCUGAGCCGCCGCCCGCCCCUGCCGGCGUCCUCGCUCGCUCCCUGCGCAGCGGAAACAUGGCGGCUGGAAGGGAGUGAGACGCCCGCGCCCCCGCGCCCCGCGCCGCGGUCGCCCUCAGAUGGAGAAAUUAAUAUACAGUGAAACUGACUUGUCAGCGGUCAGAGCAAGAUAUAGGUGAAUCCAGGAAUAAGUUUGAAGCCUCUUCUCUCCUUGCUUAGUUUUUAGUCCAUUGACUAUGCAGCCUAGUGACUGGAAUGAUGUGAGAAAACAUAAGUAUGAUCAGCUGUCAGAGUCUGCAUCUCAGUAUCGAGGACCUGUUAACAUCCUGGAGAUAGCAGCUAGUGCUUUUUGCAUGUCCCAAAUUGGCCCUGUGCUGCUCCACUACAGAGGAAACUUCAAGAAAUGCUGGUUUGCUACAGUGUUUUAGCUUGUGAGAGUCUCUGGGACCUUCCCUGCUCCAUCAUGGGGUCACCUCUAGGUCAUUUUACCUGGGACAAAUACCUAAAAGAAACAUGUUCAGUCCCAGCGCCUGUCCAUUGCUUCAAGCAGUCCUACACACCUCCAAGCAAUGAUUUCAAGAUCAGCAUGAAACUGGAAGCUCAAGACCCAAGGAACACCACAUCCACCUGUAUUGCCACAGUAGUUGGACUGACAGGUGCCCGACUGCGCCUGCGUCUUGAUGGCAGUGACAACAAGAAUGACUUCUGGAGACUGGUUGACUCCUCCGAGAUACAGCCAGUUGGAAACUGCGAGAAGAAUGGUGGCAUGCUGCAGCCCCCACUAGGAUUCCGGCUGAAUGCCUCCUCUUGGCCCAUGUUCCUUUUGAAGACACUAAAUGGAGCAGAGAUGGCUCCCAUCAAGAUUUUCCAUAAGGAGCCACCAUCACCUUCCCACAACUUCUUCAAAAUGGGAAUGAAGUUAGAAGCUGUAGACAGAAAGAACCCUCAUUUCAUUUGCCCAGCCACUAUUGGAGAAGUUCGAGGCUCAGAGGUGCUUGUCACUUUUGAUGGGUGGCGAGGUGCAUUUGAUUACUGGUGCCGCUUUGACUCCCGGGACAUCUUUCCUGUGGGCUGGUGUUCUUUGACUGGAGAUAAUCUGCAGCCACCUGGCACCAAAGUUGUGAUUCCAAAGAAUCCUUCCCCUGCAUCUGAUGUGAAUACUGAGAAGCCCAGCAUCCACAGCACCAAAACUGUCUUGGAGCAUCAACCAGGGCAGAGGGGGCGCAAACCAGGAAAGAAGCGGGGCCGAACACCCAAGAUCCUUAUUCCCCAUCCCACCUCUACCCCAUCCAAGUCAGCUGAACCUUUGAAAUUCCCAAAGAAGAGGGGUCCCAAACCUGGCAGUAAGAGGAAACCUCGGACUUUGCUGAGCCCACCACCCACCUCACCAACAACCAGCACCCCUGAACCGGAUACCAGCACUGUUCCCCAAGAUGCUGCCACCAUCCCCAGUUCAGCCAUGCAGGCUCCCACAGUUUGUAUCUACUUGAACAAGAGUGGCAGCACAGGCCCCCACUUGGAUAAGAAGAAGAUCCAACGGCUUCCUGAUCAUUUCGGGCCAGCCCGUGCCUCCGUGGUGUUACAGCAGGCUGUCCAGGCUUGCAUUGACUGUGCUUAUCAUCAGAAAACCGUCUUCAGCUUCCUCAAACAGGGCCACGGCGGUGAGGUCAUCUCAGCCAUGUUUGACCGGGAACAGCACACCCUCAACCUCCCAGCAGUCAACAGCAUCACCUAUGUCCUCCGCUUCCUGGAGAAGCUCUGCCACAACCUUCGGAGUGACAAUCUGUUUGGCAACCAGCCCUUUACACAGACUCACUUACCACUCACUGCCACAGAGUACAGCCACAGCCACGACAGGUACCUACCAGGUGAAUCCUUCGCCCUGGGGAAUAGCCUGGCCCGGUCCUUGGAGACACACUCAGACUUGAUGGACACUGCCUUGAAGCCUGCCAGCCUUGUUGGCACCUCCCAAAACAUUCGAACUCCUGGUUAUCGGCCCUUGGCUCCCUCCUGUGGCCUCCCAUUGAGCACUGCCUCAGCUGUGCGUAGACUCUGCUCCAGGGGAGUGCUGAAAGGAACAAAUGAAAGGAGAGAUAUGGAAUCAUUUUGGAAACGAAGUCAUUCCCCAGGGUCAGAUCGGUAUCUGGAGAGCCGAGAUGCCCCUCGCCUGAGUGGCCGGGACCCUUCUUCAUGGUCAGUGGAGGAUGUGAUGCAGUUUGUCCGGGAAGCAGAUCCUCAGCUUGGACCCCAUGCUGACCUCUUCCGAAAACACGAGAUCGAUGGCAAGGCCCUGCUCCUGCUGCGCAGUGACGUGAUGAUGAAGUACAUGGGCCUGAAGCUGGGGCCCGCCCUCAAGCUCUCCUUUCACAUUGACCGGCUGAAGCAGGGCAAGUUCUGAACAGGAGGCAUUCUCCCCGGAAGCCGCCAGCCAGCUCCCAGGCACCUCCAUAGGGCUCUGGGUGACCUCAGGACUCCAGGAGGCUGGAGAACCACCACUACUGCCCCCCCCCCAACCAUGAUGUGUCCUUCCAUGAAGGACUGAGGAGGGAAGAGUGUGGGCCCAGGGCUGGUGCUGCUCUUCCCCUUGGCCUGCUGUGGCUCCCAGGCCCCUCCUAUUUAUUUCUCAAGGCUUGCCAAGCCACUCCUCACAAGUUUAGACUGAGCACCUUGCAAAGAGAUGGAGGAAAAGGCCAACUUUAGGGCCUUGAAAGGCCCUGACACCCAGGCCCCUCACCGCCUCCUGGGCUUGGGAGAGGGUCCCAUGGCCCCCAGCUCAUGCCUUCUCACCAGAUCCCCAGACUCUGAACUCAUGGUGCAGACCUUUUUUAAAAAGCUCCUUUCUUGUUGCUAAUUUAUUGCUUCUGGCACUUGGACUUCAUGCUUUUCUUGCACCAGACAUUUUUGGGAAGGAGACCACCCUCUGUGUUCCAGAGAGGGCCUCUCCAGAGAAGUAUGACCCUGUUCCAGAGGACACUGACCUAGGGCUCUUCCUCUCUGGAAUGGACAGAGGUAUAUAGCUGACUGGGCAUGGAAAGGUGAGGGUCCCUCUUCCCACACUAGGCCCUUUGUAGCCCCAGUCUCUAUCUCUGAUGUAUUUUCCCACCACCCUGCCCCCAUCACAGCUCCCUGCCCUGUUCAGAAUUGCUGCAAAAAGUGGGACCUAAUGCCUCUAGGCCAUGGCCCCAAGGUGGGACGGAGGACCUCCAGGCUGGAGGGGUUGCCCUCUGCUAGCUUCUGUGCUUCCUCCUAAGCAAGCCAGCAGCACUGCUGCCCCCACUGCCAUCUGAACUAUUUUAUGUCAGUUUAUAAAUAAAAACCGAUACAAA